Molecule: messenger RNA, 1956 nt
Organism: Vespa mandarinia (Asian giant hornet)
Lineage: Eukaryota; Metazoa; Arthropoda; Insecta; Hymenoptera; Vespidae
Source: RefSeq, a predicted model, not a curated record
AUGCAAGGCGAUUUUAUUGUGGCUGGAGACCUCAAUUCCAAAGCUUUGGAAUGGGGGGAGGCCAGGCCUAUCUCCAGAGGAAGACGAACGUUGGAGGUGGCGUCGAGACUGGAGCUAUCAGUACUCAACAAAGGAUCAACGUCAUCCUUCCGCAGGCCUGGCUAUAGGGAGACAAUCCCGGAUGUCUCUCUAGCCAACGAACACCAUGUGGCAAGAGUCGCAUGCUGGCAGGUGAUCGAGGAUUAUACCGGAGGCGAUCAUCAGUACAUUCCAUUCGAUCGCAGCGAACAUGCAGCUCAUCCAAAAGGCUUGUGCGACAGCGGUGCCAAAGAAUGGCACGAGACGGCAGAGACGCCCUGUAUAUUUGUGGGCGAACGAGAUUGCAGAUCUUCGCAGAAAGUGCUUAAGGCUACGCCGUUUAGCACAACGAGCGAAGAGACGCGACCACGACGCUGCUCUUUGGCUGCAGACUAUCAAGCGGCCAAGAAAGUCCUGAAGAGGACCAUCAAGGCCAGGCUACGACGGUGCUGGAAGGAGCUGUGCCUGGAUGUCGUCCAGAAUCCGUGGGGAUUAGGGUACUUCAUCGUCACACGCAAGCUGGGGACCAACACGCAAGUGUCCCCUCAGGACGCGAGGACGUUGGAUCACAUCGUGCAUACUCUAUUUCCCUCACAGCCGAAGAGAGAGAUCAGCUUGGAUGCGCCCUGCAUAAUCAAGGUACCGCAAUUCACGGAAGAAGAGCUACUCAGGUUCGUAUCUUCUAUGCGGAGCAAGAAAGCUCCAGGUCCAGACGGACUUCCAGCAGAAAUAAUCAAAGUCGUCGCGCAAAGUCAUCCUGAGCUCUUGCUGAACAUGUAUAACACGUGCCUCAGUGGGUGCAUCUUCCCCGCUCCAUGGAAGAAGGCGAGGCUUGUGCUCAUUAGCAAGGGCAAGGGUCCAGUAGGGGCAGCUUCAUCAUACAGGCCUACUUGUAUGCUCGAUACGGCUGAAAAUCUCCUGAAGAAGCUGCUAAUGCCAAGGCUACACGCAGCCGUGAAGGCAGCGCGGGAUGUUGCCGCCCGCCAGUACGGAUUUCGAUUUUGCCUCUCCACCAUCCACGCAGUCCUGGAGGUUGUCACGGCCGCUAAAAUGUUUGAGCGAGGAAAUCAUCGAACUCGGUCUUUGUGCCUGCUGGCCACCUUAGACGUGAGAAAUGCCUUCAACUCCGUCAGAUCGGACCUGGCAAGGGAAGCUCUAGAACUAUACAACACAAGUGAUGGUCCAAGAAGCUUGGAAUUGACAUCGGGGUCAGCCGUGGUCUCCAUACUGGGACCGGAUAUAUGGAAUAUAUUCUACUACGGUAUCUUCCGUAUGGCAGUCCCAGAAGGUACUUUCUUGGUUGGGUACGCAGAUGACAUUGCAGUUGUCAUAACGGUGGGGCAAGAGACACGGAGGGGCACAGUUGCUGCUCAACCAGAUCAUGCGGAGAGUUAUCUCCUGGAUGGAAGACCAUGGGCUAUCACUAGCAGCCCAGAAGGCAGAGAUCGAGCUAAUUACGAGGAAGCACAUCAACACAUUGCUCAGCUUCAUUGCGGCAAACGUAGUAGCCUUAAUGGGCAUGCUCAUGGCCAAUGUCAAUGGUCCCCGGCCGUGCAUGAGGAAUCUACUGAUGCGUGCCGCCGAAGCAGUAAUGUUGUACGGUGCAGAAGUAUGGGCCAAGGCGCUGCGAAAACAGGAAUAGAGCAAGCGCAUAGCCGCGGUACAGAGGAGGGGCGCCCUCCGAAUCGCGUGCUCUUACCGCACGGUCUCAGAGCCGGCAGUGAUAGUUGUCGCCGGUGUAAUCCCGAUCGAUCUAUUUGCCCAGGAGAGGAAAUUCGUCUACCAGCAAAGGUUUGUCCUGGGAAAGGAGAGAUCAUCAAGGCUCGCCAGGUCUAUCAGCAUCAAGGCCUGGCAAAGUAUCUGGGAGCAGUAACGUAG